AUGUCAUAUGGUCGAAAUCUUACAGCAGCCUAUGAGAUGAUUACCAAUGUUUCUCACAUCCUGGGACUCAUGCCCUUGUAUUUUCAAAAUUCAUUUCUACAAAUCGUACUUCCAGAGAAAAUCCAAGCAAAUACAAGUGAUAAUUCAGAAGUAGAAAAUGAACAGGUUUCCUAUAGUAUUUCAAUCGAUGAGAAACCGUAUACUGUGCACCUUAAGCAAAGCUUUUAUUUAGCAAAUAAUUUCAUGGUUUAUAUGUAUAAUCAAGGAUCUAUGAAUUCUCAAUCUUCAAAUAUUCAGGCUCAGUGCUACUACCAGGGGUAUAUUGAAGGAUAUCCGAAUUCUUUUGUCACACUGAGCACGUGCUCUGGACUGAGAGGAAUAUUGCAGUUUGAAAAUGUUUCUUACGGAAUUGAGCCUCUGGAAUCUGCAUUUGAAUUUCAGCAUCUUCUUUACAAAUUAGGGAAUGAAAAGAAUGAAUUUGCAGUUCUUACUGAAAAUAACCAAGACACAGAACAAAACCCAAUGGACCAUUACAUUUUUAUAAGUGAAAAACCAGAAUCAACUGUUUCAACUGAUUUAAUUCCUCUUUAUCUAGAAAUGCAUAUCGUGGUAGACAAAGCUUUGUUUGAUUACCUGGGCUCUGAUAGCAUGAUAGUAACAAAUAAAAUCAUCGAAAUUAUUGGCCUUGUAAAUUCGAUGUUUGCCCAAUUAAAAAUUUCUAUUGUGCUGUCAUCUUUGGAAUUGUGGUCUGAUAAAAAUAAGAUCUCUACAGUUGGUGAGGCAGAUGAAUUACUGUAUAGAUUUUUAGAAUGGAAAAAUUCCUAUCUUACCCUGAGGCCUCAUGAUAUUGCAUAUCUAUUCAUCUUUAGAGAAUAUCCAAAUUAUGUGGGAGCAGCAUUUCCUGGAAAGAUGUGUGUUACCGGUUAUUCUGCAGGAAUUGCUCUGUAUCCCAAGGAGACGACUUUGGAGGCACUUUCAGUUAUUGUCACCCAGAUGCUGGGACUCAGUCUGGGAAUAUCAUAUGAUGACCCAAAGAAAUGUCGAUGUUCAGGAGCCAUCUGCAUAAUGAGUACAAAAGCCCUGCAAUCCAGUGGUAUGAAGACUUUUAGCGAUUGCAGUUUGAGAGACUUUGAAAAUUUCAUUUCAAACAUGAGGGCCCAGUGUCUUCAGAAUAAGCCACAAAUGCAGAGAAAUCCGGGACCCAUCUGUGGCAAUGGCAGAGUGGAGGGAAAUGAAGUCUGUGACUGUGGUACUGAGGAACAAUGUGGACCUGAUAACUGUUGUAAUCCUCGGACUUGUGUGCUGAAACCAGGUUCAGAAUGCGAUAAAGGAUUAUGCUGCAACAACUGUAAAUUUAUGGCAGCAGGUGCUACAUGUAGGCCCAUUGCACAUCCUGAAUGUGAUAUUCCUGAGGUUUGUAAUGGAAGCUCAGGAAGGUGUCCGGCUGAUAUAACUAUACUCAAUGGACGGCAAUGUGAAGGAGGAAAAGCUUUCUGUUAUGAUGGAGGCUGCCAAGAUAUUGAUGCACAUUGUGAGAGUAUAUUUGGAAAAGGUUCAAAAAAUGCUCCGUUUGCCUGCUAUGAAGAAAUACAGUCUCAAAGUGAUAGAUUUGGGAACUGUGGUCAAGAGGGACUCAGAUAUACAUUUUGCCCAUGGAGGAAUCUUAUAUGUGGAAGAUUAAUCUGUACCUACCCAUUUGAAACUCCUUUCCUUCGAGACAAUGCUUCUGUGAUUUAUGCUUUUGUGCGAAGUACUGUAUGUAUAACAAUGCACUAUGAAACAACGGGUACAAAAGAUCCACUCGUGGUCAAUAAUGGCUCUAUUUGUGAUAAAGAGAGGAUUUGUGUAAAUCGUCAAUGUUUAGAAGUAAGGCCGUUUAUAGACAAAUUAAAUCAGUGUUCAGCAAAGUGCAAUGGAAAUGGAGUGUGCACCUCCACGAUGAUAUGCAAUUGUACUGGUGGCUACAGCCCUCCAGAUUGCAGGGUGAAAUCCAGAAUAUCGCCUGAGGAACAGGAUUUACCCACGGAAAGAACUUCUGAGAAGGGUGGGAAGAAGCAGUGGCUUUUGGCUAUCUACAUUGCUUCACCUGUUCUUGUUGUAGCAACCAUAAUAGCUGCUUCAUGGAAGCUUUCGAAAAAGUGGUUUAGCAAGAAAGAGGAAUCCCGAAGUAGUGGGUCCACAUCAGAAAGUAGCAGCCAAUCAGAUACUGUAAGGUAA
Budorcas taxicolor (takin) is the source of this 2217-nucleotide messenger RNA. Its product is annotated as disintegrin and metalloproteinase domain-containing protein 32-like. Lineage: Eukaryota; Metazoa; Chordata; Mammalia; Artiodactyla; Bovidae. Gene Ontology annotation, cellular component: plasma membrane. Bases 1 to 2217 code for a protein of 738 amino acids. The record is from RefSeq and is a predicted model, not a curated record. Gene Ontology annotation, biological process: cell adhesion; proteolysis; binding of sperm to zona pellucida. Gene Ontology annotation, molecular function: metalloendopeptidase activity. The transcript is spliced from 21 exons.